AUGAGUAUUCUUGGUCGAGUUUUGUAUUCUUGGAGAACUUCUCAUACGGACACCGUCCCUAGCACGGCCAAUAAAAGGAGGUCGUGGCGACUCAUUCUUGUGUGUUUCAAGAAGCCGAACGGUCCGAAAAUAUUGGCACAGUCACCCACCAUGAAGCUUCUGGUCACUUCACUCUGUAUCGUCCUUGUGAGGGGGGCACCCGAUGGAUACGGAAGUGGUGGUGGUGGCUCUUCGGGCGGUGGAGGAUUCUCAGGAGGAGGAGGAUUUUCCGGUGGUGGAGGAUUUUCCGGUGGAGGAGGAUUCUCUGGUGGUGGAGGAUUCUCUGGAGGUGGAGGUAGUGGUGGUGGAGGAUCUGGAUAUGGAGGAGGAGGAUGCAAUGCGGGAGAGGUUCUUCAUGUUGAUGGCUCCUGUGUCGUUCCCAUAAUCUCACGGAACGUAUUUGUCUAUGAUGCUCCCGAACAGAAAGAAGAAAGCGGGCCACCGCCAAGUAUUCCUCCACCAAGAAUCGACCACAAUAUCCUAUUUGUUCGCGUUCCCGAGAAGGGAGCAGCGCCUGAGCCAAUCAUCGUUCCUCCACCAAGGCAACAGAGCGUGGUGUACGUUCUGAAUAAGGACGAUGGAGGAGGAGGACAGCAAGUGAUCGAAGUGACAGCUCCUCCACCGUCCAACCCUGAGGUUUACUUCGUCAACUAUGCUGAAGGUGAUAACCCUCAACUGCCUAUUGGAGUUGAUCUCCAGACUGCUCUCCAAGCGGCUGCCAACGGCGGAGGACAAGUUAUCGGCGGAGGCGGCGGAGCAGGUGGAUUUGGCGGCGGUUCUGGUGGCGGAUUUGGCGGUGGUUCCGGCGGAGGAUUUGGCGGUGGUUUCGGUGGAGGUUCCGGCGGCGGAUUUGGCGGUGGUUCCGGCGGUGGAUUUGGCGGUGGUUCAGGCAGUGGUUCCGGCGGUGGAUUUGGCGGUGGUUCAGGCGGUGGUAGUGGGCUUGGCGGUAACUAUAGUCCUCCAGCUCCCUCAAGUGUAUAUUCUGGUCCCUAAGCGGCGGGUAAUAAUGCUGUUCUCUUCCACAUAACUAAUUACGUCAUUACAAUGUGGGGAUAUUAUUAACUUAUCGUUAUUGUUUAGUUUUGUUAUAUUUUUUACAAGUAAAAUAUAAUCAAAUA
Messenger RNA from Penaeus chinensis, 1157 nucleotides. RefSeq names its product loricrin-like. The transcript has 4 exons. The coding region runs from base 1 to 1032 and encodes 343 amino acids. The record is from RefSeq and is a predicted model, not a curated record. NCBI's taxonomy places the organism in Eukaryota, Metazoa, Arthropoda, Malacostraca, Decapoda, Penaeidae.